UUCUAACAUUUAAUACAGUUAACAGUUUAAAACGGUUACUUCAACAAAUAUAUGAGCACUCUUUCUUCUGCGAUGGCUUUCUAAACUUUACCAUGGCAGUCGGGACCCAGCUCUUGCUCCUGCUGUGGAAGAACUUUACCUAUCGCAGAAGGAACAAGAUCCAGCUGACCAUCGAGCUGCUUUGGCCACUCUUCCUGUUUUUUAUUCUCAUCUCUGUACGUCACUCUGAGCCUCCCUACAAGCAGAGCCAGUGUCACUUUCCAAACAAAGCCCUACCCUCUGCUGGAACUUUAGCAUGGGUUCAGGGCAUUAUCUGCAACAUCAACAACCCAUGCUUCCACCACCCAACUCCAGGGGAGACUCCGGGGCAGAUAGGAAAUUUUAAUAACUCCAUAAUUUCUCGACUCUUAGUGGAUGCUAGGACUAUCCUCACCAACUUUGCCAACCGGACAACUCCUUCAGCCUUAGAAGACUUUUCACUGGCUGUUCAAAGACUGGGCGAAAGACAGGAUGUUUGGCCAAAUCUUCCAGUUGGAGAUUACUUAAAAGCCAAUGAGACAUUCUCUUCCUUCUUGAGAAACAAUUGCAGUAUGCCCUCUUCAGCUGUGGAGCAGUUACUCAGGACCCGACUUAACCUCCAGGUGGUGGCGUUGGCAGGUGCUCAGACACGUCUGUCUGAUAUCGUCUGUAACGCUACCCUCUUGGGCCGCUACCUCUCUGUGGAAGGGGACUCCUCGUUUACAGAGCUGCAGGAAAACUUGUGCGCCAUUCCAGCAGAUCUACUGCAGCAAGCUGAGCGGAUUUUCCUUUCCCAGCUGGACUUCAGCAGGAUAUUUACAAGGGAGCGACUGCGCUCCAGUGCUACUGAACUGCGUCCUCUCUUCAAGGCUGCCUCCUCAGUGGCUCGGGAACUCGCCUCCAUAAUUGACGAUAUAUCUUCCCUAUCUAGUUUCUCGGAGCUGAAUUCAGAACUGAGCCUACUCUCGCCAGAGAAUCGCUCGGCUCUGCCACGCGAGAGCUUCCGAGCUUUCUCCCGGAUCAUGUGCGGCCACCCAGAGGUUGGUGGUGACAGAAUUCCGUCCUUAAACUGGUAUGAAGACCAAGACAUCAAGUCCUUUCUGGGAAGGAACGGGACAGAGAACAUUGAUCUUGAAAAUGACAACACUACCACUCCAUUCUGUAAAAGAUUUAUUAAAAGCCUGGAAUGGAAUCCUCUCUCUCGGAUUGUGUGGAGAGGCAUCAAGCCACUUUUCAUCGGGAAACUUUUAUACACCCCAGAUACUCCUGCUACACGUCGCAUUAUGAAGGAGAUGAACAGGACUUUCCAGGAUGUAGAGAUUCUGGAGUUGGUGCAUGAUGCAUGGGAAGAAGUGGGACCAAGGCUCAAAACCUUUAUGGAGAGCAGCUUGGAAAUUCGGAUGCUACAGAAUUUGCUGAAGCGGCCUGAAGUGGCCAUUAUGGUAAACCUGCAAUUGGUGAACACAUCUUGGACGGCGUCUCGGAUCGCCCAGUUUCUGUCCACUUCUAAUGUAGAUAGUCCAAGAGGAAAAGAUGCACCACCUACAUGGCUGGACGUGUAUAGGGACUUUAACAGCAGCAUUAUGCUUUUAUCAGAACUCUCAAAGUGUUUUUCACAGAAUAAACUAGAAGGAGCUGCCACAGAAGGAGAGUUGGUUGAGAGGGCAUUGGAGCUCCUGGAGGAUCGUCAGUUUUGGGCUGGAAUAGUCUUUCUCCUUCCAGACCCUUCCUCUCCAAAUCUACCUCCUCAUGUCAAGUACAAGAUCCGCAUGGACAUAGAUGAUGUGACUCGCACGAACAAGAUCAAAGACAAGUUCUGGGACCCAGGUCCAGCUGCAGAGCCCUUCAGUGACAUGCGCUAUAUAUGGGGCGGCUUUGUCUAUGUGCAGGAUUUAGUGGAGCGAGCAAUAACACGUGUGCUCAGUGGCAAACAACCAACUACAGGAAUCUAUAUACAGCAGAUGCCUUACCCAUGCUUUGUGGAUGACGUCUUCCUGAGGAUCUUAAAUCGUUCACUACCUCUCUUCAUGACCCUGGCGUGGAUCUACUCUGUAGCAAUGAUCAUUAAAGGCAUAGUGUAUGAGAAGGAGGCACGCUUAAAAGAGACCAUGAGGAUAAUGGGAUUGGGUUCAGGCACGCUGUGGCUCAGCUGGUUCAUCAGCAGCUACCUGCCUUUUCUAAUCAGCUCUGGCCUGCUCGUCACUGCACUCAAGUUGGGAGACAUCUUACCCUACAGUGACCCUGUGGUGGUCUUCUUUUUCCUGGCUGCCUUUGCCACAGCCACCAUCAUGCUGUGCUUCCUCAUCAGCACGUUUUUCUCCCGUGCCAACCUGGCAGCAGCAUGUGGAGGGCUAAUCUACUUCUCCCUCUACCUGCCCUAUGUGUUGUGUGUGGCCUGGAGGGAAUACCUGACCAGCACACACAGAAUCUUAGCAAGCUUCCUCUCUCCAGUAGCCUUUGGAUUUGGCUGUGAGUAUUUCUCUCAGUAUGAGGAGCAAGGAGUGGGCAUCCAGUGGUUCAAUGUUCAGUCCAGCCCUGCUGAAGGAGACAACUACAACUUUACUACCUCAAUUAUAAUGCUGUAUGUGGAUGCCUUCAUUUAUGCAGUGGCAACUUGGUAUAUUGAAGCAGUGUUUCCAGGACAGUAUGGAAUUCCCAGGCCCUGGUACUUUAUCUUCCAGUUAAAUUACUGGGGAGGAGCUCCACUGGAGGCUGGCAUGCCCAUUCCUCCAGCACCCCAUGAUCAACUACAAAAUAAAAUUGAAGCGGAACCCACCCACCUCGUACUUGGAGUAGCCAUACAUAACUUGGUUAAAAUGUAUAAAAAAGGGGCCAAGCUUGCUGUCAAUCAUUUGAGCCUCAAGUUUUAUGAGGGCCAGAUCACCUCAUUUCUGGGUCACAAUGGAGCUGGCAAGACAACCACUAUGUCCAUUCUGACUGGGCUUUUCCCCCCAACUGCUGGUACAGUGUACAUCAAGGGUCUUGACAUCCGCACACACAUGGACACCAUUCGCAGAACUCUGGGAGUGUGUCCCCAGCACAAUGUCCUCUUCCCUAUCCUGACUGUAGAGGAGCAUGUGUGGUUCUAUGGUCGCAUGAAAGGCAUGAGCAGUGCUGAAGUUAAAAAGGAAAUGGCUGGACUGCUGGAGGAUGUUGGACUGUUACACAAAUGCCACGAGCAGACCAGGAACCUCUCAGGAGGCAUGCAGAGGAAGCUGUCUGUGGCCAUAGCCUUCAUAGGGGGUUCAAAAGUGGUUGUCUUGGACGAGCCCACUGCUGGAGUUGACCCUUAUUCUCGACGUGGGAUCUGGGACCUUUUGCUUAAAUAUCGCAAAGACCGUACCAUCAUUCUGUCUACUCACUACAUGGACGAAGCUGACCUUCUGGGCGACCGCAUUGCCAUCAUUUCUCAGGGGAAACUGUGCUGUUGUGGUUCGCCGCUCUUCUUGAAAUCACGUCUGGGCACAGGCUAUUACCUUACAGUAGUAAAGAACGAACCCCCGAGCCAAACAGCAAGCAGCACCAGUGCUACCACACUCUCAGCACCUAUGGUCACAAAGGAGAGUGAUUCUUCAUUAAGUGAUGACACUGGACUCGGAACUGAAAUCCAUGGCUCAGAUCUGAGUGGUCUUAUCGCUCUCGCACAGCGACACAUACCAGGGGCUCAACUGGUGGAGGACUUUGGAAGAGAGGCAGUCAUCAACUUUCCUCAUACUUCCUCAGAAAAUGGCUCUCUCGCCCUUCUCCUGGCAGAGCUGGACAGGCGCCUGUGCGAGUUUGGAAUUGUCAGUUAUGGGCUCUCUGACACCACACUAGAGGAGAUUUUUCUGAGGGUUGCAGAGGAGACGGGGGUAGAUGCUGAUAUAGGAGGAGGAGAGAAGGAAACACCUGAGGACAGAGACACAGGGAAACGAAAUAUCAGAACAGCCCAAGAGACUGACCCGCUGAGUAGAGAUAUUCAGGAUGGCAUGACCCUGACAGGCUGGGGACUGACCAGACAGCAGCUACGGGCACUCUUCACCAAGAGACUGAAGUACGCUAUGCGCAGUCGUAGAGGCCUCUUGGCUCAGAUUGUGCUACCGGCAGUGUUUGUCCUGAUCGCUUUGCUCUUCAGCCUCAUUGUCCCACCCUUUGGCAAGUAUCCCCCGCUUGAGCUGCAGCCGUGGAUGUACGGCGAACAGUAUACCUUCUUCAGCAAUGAUGCACCAGAGGAACCAGAAAUCCUAAAUCUCCUUGAUGCUCUGCUGGAUCCACCUGGAUUUGGAACCAAAUGCAUAGACUCAGACAUAGGGCCCCAGUGUAACGACACUGAGCUGGAGACAGUGUUCCUUCGGCCCCAGAUCUCCUACACUACCUGGCAAUUCUUUAGCAAGGGUAACUGGACGGCAGAGAACCCUUCUCCUGAGUGUGAGUGCAGUACUGAGGAGGUUCGCAGAAUGUUGCCCGAUUGCCCGAUGGGAGCAGGAGGUCUACCACCACCUCAGAUCAAGAGGCUGACAGGUGACUUUCUGCAGAAUCUGACUGGAAGAAAUUUAUCCGACUACCUCAUCAAGACUUAUCCGCAGAUUUUGAAAAAAAGCAUAAGGACUAAAAAGUGGGUGAAUGAGUUCAGGUAUGGAGGUUUCUCUCUGGGUGGGAAACACUCCCAGACUCUAACAGACCGCAGUCAGCUGGAGGAGUCUGUUAUGGCUAUAAGAACACGCUACAGGUUAAUAGAGAACAGCUCACUGGAUCAAGUUCUGGCCAGACUACCCGACGUUCUCACUGAUCUUAGUAGUCAAAACAACGUGAAGGUGUGGUUUAAUAAUAAGGGCUGGCAUGCCAUGGUGUCAUUUGUCAACAUCAUGAACAAUGGACUGCUGCGUGCUAGUCUCCCUCCGGGACCUGCUAGACUGAAACAUGGAAUAACUGCCUACAACCACCCGCUUAAUCUCACCAAAGAACAGCUCACUGAACUAGCUUUAAUCACCACAUCAGUGGAUGUCCUAGUUUCCAUAUGUGUGAUUUUUGCCAUGUCCUUUGUGCCAGCAAGUUUCGUGCUCUUUCUGAUUGAAGAGAGGGUCAGCAAGGCUAAGCACCUCCAGUUUGUUAGUGGGGUCAAACCAGUUCUGUACUGGACGGCCAACUUUGUUUGGGACAUGCUGAACUACACCGUACCAGCUACAAUGGUGGUGCUUAUCUUCAUAAGCUUCCAGCAGCAGUCUUAUGUAUCAGAGAAAAACCUUCCUGCACUAGUGCUGUUGCUUUUGCUCUAUGGCUGGUCCAUCACUCCUCUCAUGUACCCUGCGUCUUUUGUGUUCUCUGUGCCCAGCACAGCUUAUGUGGUCCUCACCUCCAUCAACCUCUUCAUCGGCAUCAAUGGCAGCAUAGCCACAUUUGUUCUUGAACUCAUUGUUGAUGAGCAUCUAAAUGAGGUGAACAGAAUUCUGAAGAAGGUCUUCUUGAUCUUUCCUCACUUUUGUUUGGGUCGAGGUCUUAUUGACAUGGCUAAAAACCAGGCAAUGGCAGAUGCUUUCCAAAGACUGGGGAACAAACAGACACUAGAACCACUGGCCUGGGAUUUUGUAGGGAAGAAUUUAUUUGCUAUGGCAGUGGAGGGGGUCGUCUUCUUUAUAUUUACUCUACUGUUACAGUAUAGGUUUUUCAUACAUUGCAGGCCGUGGUCUGAUCCUGUCCUGCCGGAUUUGGGCUUAGAGGAUGAGGACGUAGCGAAGGAGAGAGAACGAGUAAAGAAUGGUAAAACGGAUCGAGACAUCCUUACUGUCAAAGACUUAAGCAAGGUGUAUAAAGCUGGAAGGAUGCCGGCAGUGAACCAGCUUUGUCUCAGCAUUCCUCGAGGAGAGUGCUUUGGGCUGCUUGGAGUAAACGGGGCUGGAAAGACGUCCACCUUCCGCAUGCUGACAGGAGACACAUCCAUCACCUAUGGGGAUGCUUUCCUCAGCAAUUACAGUGUGCUGAAUGAGAUGGACAGAGUGCAUCAGCUCAUGGGCUACUGUCCUCAGUUUGAUGCCAUCAGUGAUCUUUUGACUGGACGUGAGCACCUCGAGUUCUACGCUCGAUUGAGAGGAGUCCCCGAGGCAUAUGUGACAAAGGUCGCCCAGUGGGGUGUGAAAAAGCUGGGAUUGACACACUAUGCUGAGCAAAAAGCAGGGGGCUACAGUGGAGGCAAUAAACGCAAACUCUCAACUGCUAUUUCUCUUAUUGGAGCUCCACCAGUUAUUUUUCUGGAUGAGCCCACAACAGGAAUGGACCCAAAAGCUAAGCGCUUCCUGUGGAACUGUAUUCUCAGCAUUAUUAAAGAAGGCCGAGCUGUCAUCCUCACAUCCCACAGCAUGGAAGAAUGUGAGGCACUCUGCACCCGAAUGGCCAUCAUGGUCAAUGGCAGUUUCCAGUGUUUGGGUUCAGUGCAGCAUCUUAAAAACAGAUUUGGAGAUGGUUACACAAUUAUUCUUCGCUUGUCUGCACCAUCUCCGGAUCCCUGCCCAGUGGAUGCUUACAUUCAGAAGUCCUUUCCCGGAAUAGAGCUAAAGGAGCGACACCACAAUGUCCUGCAGUAUCAGCUGCCCACUCAAGCUUGCUCCCUCGCUCGUGUGUUUGAUAUUCUGUCAAAGAACAGAGAAGAGCUGGGAAUAACAGAUUAUUCUGUAUCUCAGACCACACUGGAUCAGGUGUUUGUUAACUUUGCCAAAGAACAGAUGGAUGAUGAUGACCGACUCAGAGAGGUGGCUGUAAACAGUGCAUCAGUAACAGCUCAGUCCAGCAGACAUGAGCAGUCUAAUCAAACUGUCCAUCCUCACCCAGUACCAUCUUCCCCUCCUCUAACCGCCUCCCCUGGACCCAGCAGAUCAGCAUCUUCCUCCCCUGCUCAGUUCUCUCAUUCCAGAGGGUCAAGAGUUAAAGAAAGCAAGCCUAAAGGACCGUCAGAGACAAAGCAACCUCAGCUAAUCCAGAUGAAACCUCUAGUGGAGUCAGCAGCUAAUGGAUCGGUGUGCAGCCCUAAAGAGAAAUCUCAGAGCAAAGACCUUACCAAGCUGUUUGUCGUCAAGACCUGAAGAUUCUUCCAGCUCUCUGUGAGCAAUGUGAGUCUUGGUGGCCUGGGUUCCAUCCUCAUCUCCAGUUGUUGUCUGGGAAAUUUAAGUGAAGAAUGGUCUUAGUAUUUCCAUAGGGUUUCCUUUAGGUUCACUGGUGAAUUGACUACUCUACAUUGCCCUUAGCUGUGAGUGAAUGGGUGAGCGUGUGAUGCCCUGAGAUGAUAUGCCGUGAUACGCCGUCCAGGAUGCUUUUUCGCCUAGGGUUUCUGGGAAACCUCUGAUCCACGGCUGCCUUGAUAAGGAUAAAGUAACUAGUGGAAAUAAAAUAAUUAUGAAUGAAUUGAUGAACUUUUAAUGAAAUGUAAUACUCUCAGGACCAAUCUGAAAAUGAGUAAAGAAUCUAAACGGUGCUUUAUAUCAUGAAUUGCAUUUUACUCAGUGUUUGUCUUUGGCAACUUUUUAAAAAUAAGAAGAUUUUAAUUUAAUUAUUUUACUAUUUUUGUACAAGCCUGUAAAUAAUAUUGCAAACAUUUUGUUGUACACAAAAGCUACCUUUGUUGGGUCAAUUUCUCCGUUUUUGUACAUUUAAUGCAAGUUGACAAUACAUCUUUUGGUUUGUUUUGAGGCACUGUAGCAUAAAAGUAGCUGCACAUCUAAACGGUCAAUGCAAAUAUGAUGCACUUUAUAAACUGUAUACUGCAUAUUAUGCUAUAUUAUAAUAAUGUAUUUAAAAAUACAUUUAUUAAAGUAAAUAUGUUAAAUUGUA
Molecule: messenger RNA, 7815 nt
Organism: Trichomycterus rosablanca
Lineage: Eukaryota; Metazoa; Chordata; Actinopteri; Siluriformes; Trichomycteridae
Gene: abca7
Product: ATP-binding cassette, sub-family A (ABC1), member 7
Exons: 50
Coding region: 93-7070 (2325 amino acids)
Biological process (GO): phospholipid efflux; cholesterol efflux; transmembrane transport
Cellular component (GO): intracellular membrane-bounded organelle; membrane
Molecular function (GO): ATP hydrolysis activity; phosphatidylserine floppase activity; phosphatidylcholine floppase activity
Source: RefSeq, a predicted model, not a curated record